Molecule: messenger RNA, 2664 nt
Organism: Nestor notabilis (Kea)
Lineage: Eukaryota; Metazoa; Chordata; Aves; Psittaciformes; Psittacidae
Product: transcriptional-regulating factor 1-like
Exons: 11
Biological process (GO): regulation of transcription by RNA polymerase II; negative regulation of DNA-templated transcription
Cellular component (GO): transcription regulator complex; histone deacetylase complex
Molecular function (GO): transcription corepressor activity
Source: RefSeq, a predicted model, not a curated record
AUGGGGGACCAGCAAUUGUAUAAAACUAACCAUACUGCCAACAGCAAUGAGAACUUGUACUACCAACAACACCAAAUGAACUCCCUUCCAUCUCUAAAUCAUAGCUAUGGGACGUCUGUUCUGGACGCUCCCCAGGUGUCCCCUCUCUCCCCACAGUUUCCCCAAGAUUCAAGAGACAGUAUAGCUUUGCCUGUAGGUUCAAAAAGUCUUGGAUCAAUGGAUACAUCCAGACAAACUAGUUGGACACAUUCUGGCUCAGGAAACCACGUCGCGGUGAGGAACAAUCUGAAUAAUCCAAGCGCAAUGUGGAGCCCCCUCGGGCAGGGGGAGUCCCACGAUGGAUACCAAUAUUCCUACUCUCAACCCAGUGAAAAUCGAUCGCAAAAAAUUACCAGUGGGGUCCUGCACAAACUGGACUCCUUUACACAAGUAUUUGCUAACCAAAACCUGAGGAUUCAAGUCAACAACAUGGCUCAGGUUUUGCACAGCGAGUCUUCGAUGGUGGAUAACUCUGGCGACAGCGCGCUCAGGCAGCUGCUGUCCCAGAAGCCAGCGGUUGAGCAACAUCCCGUCACUUCCAGCGUGCAAAGAUACCAACCGGUGCCGCAGCAAACCCACCAGAGUUUUGCAAGCACACAGCAAAAGCAACAGAUGCAAGUCAUGCAGCACCAACAGUUGUACUACGACUACCAGCAGCAUUUGUCACAGAUGCAGAUGCACUCUGCGUUCCAGCAAGGACAGACGCACGUUCAGCAAAUGCAGUCCCAGCAGCUCUUACCGCAGCAGAUGCAGCACUUGCAGCAGAGUCAGUACUACGCUCAGCCGCAGCAGGGGCAUCCGCGGCUCUCGAUGCAGGAGAUCCAGCAGCAGCAGCCAGCUCGGCAGCAGCAGCAGCGGCACUGCCCAGUGCCAAUAGCUCAGUAUUACCAAACGCAACCUGUCAUGCAGCAGUUACAGCAACAGCAGCAACAGAUGCAGUUGCCGCUUCCUCCGUAUCACAGGGAACCUGAUCUAAAGACUAUGCAUGAAUCACAGCAGUACUCUCAGGAUCCAAGUCAUCCUGUGCAGCUUAUCCAGUUGGGAGCAGUGCCUCAGUAUUGCUACCAGGAUCCCCACGAACAGUACAGGCACUUGUACCCGCAGAGUUUACUGCAGCAGCAAGACCAGCAGAAGCAAUACCCGGGUGAGAGCAGGGUGCCACCUCUGAACUCCCAUAUCGGCCUCACUCCUCCAGAGAGCGCAGAGGAUCCCCCACGGCAGGAGAUUAACUCUGUAGGUAAUGCUGUCCCUCAUCGAACUCUUUUGCCACCCUCGGGAGUUCAUCUGAACAACAAAAGCUCUCAGCAAGACUCUCCUAGCGCCCCGUGGCCUCAGCAAGUGCCACUGUCAGACGGCAGACUGCAGCCCCUGUCCCCAGAACAAAGUGGCCAGAACAGAGAAACACUUCCUGAGAGAGCUGAUGCGAAGAACAAACUAAUGUGUUCAAUAUGCUUGAAGGAGUUUAAGAGCUUGCCUGCUCUAAAUGGUCACAUGAGGUCUCACGGAGGAGUAAGAGCAUCUCCUAACUUCAAACAGGAUGAAGGAGAGAACCCACCACAGCAGCCGCUGCCUAAAGAGGUGGAUAGCCUCGCGCCCAUCGUCAUGCCAGUGUCUGUCCCUGUAAAGCUUCUGUCGCCUGAGCCCAGCACGCAGCCCUCUGCCAGCACUGCCGCAGUCAAAGACAAGCCUGCCAACCCUGUGUCAGAUGACGAGAUGCCCGUUCUCGUGAAGAUGACUUACUCUCCACCAUGCAGUCCAAAAGUGGCCAACCCCUGCUCAUCCUCUGAAAUUAGCAAAAAACCUCAUCCAAGUGUUGUAAAAUUGGAAGAAAACUUCAAACCAUUGCAGGACAAGAAGAAGUAUCGGCACAGACCUGAACCUCUCUUCAUACCUCCUCCUUCCUGCAACUUCAGCAUGUCCCACUCGGGUGCCACCCUGUAUCAGAGUCAGCUUCGCUCUCCCCGUGUCCUCGGAGAUCAUCUGCUGGACCGGACGCACGAGCUGCCCCCCUACACUCCACCGCCGAUGCUCAGUCCCGUUCGGCAAGGGUCUGGUCUCUUCAGCAGUGUCAUCACAUCAUCUCACAGCACCUCGCAUGCUCAGCUGCCACUUACGCCACUGACACCUACUCCACGGGUACUCCUGUGUCAGUCUAAUAGUAUUGAUGGAAGUGUCAUUCCCGUGACGCCUGGGCCUGGAGAACAGACUGUUGAACCACGAAUCAAUAUUGGGUCCAGGUUCCAGGCUGAUAUUCCUGAGCUGCAGGACAGAUUGCUAAUGGAGAGAGAUGUGCACAAGGCUACUUUGGUUUGGAAACCGUGGCCAGAACUGGAGAACAAACUCUUCCAACAAAGAGUGGAAGACCUUUUAAAUAUGAGCUGUUCCAGUGUGUUACCUGGUGGAGGAACUAACUCAGAAUAUGCUUUGCACUCUCUCUUUGAAGCAAAAGGAGAUAUUAUGGUUGCUCUUGAGAAGCUGCUGUUGAGGAAGCCAGUGAGAUUGAAGUGUCAUCCUUUGGCAAAUUACCACUACGCCGGCUCUGACAAAUGGACACAUCAAGAAAGGAGGCUGUUCAAAGAGGCACUGGCCACCUACAGCAAAGAUUUCAUAUUUGUACAGAAAAUG